Molecule: messenger RNA, 1791 nt
Organism: Cucurbitaria berberidis CBS 394.84
Lineage: Eukaryota; Fungi; Ascomycota; Dothideomycetes; Pleosporales; Cucurbitariaceae
Product: alkaline phosphatase-like protein
Exons: 2
Coding region: 1-1791 (596 amino acids)
Biological process (GO): dephosphorylation
Cellular component (GO): fungal-type vacuole membrane
Molecular function (GO): alkaline phosphatase activity
Source: RefSeq, a predicted model, not a curated record
AUGCCGGGUCAACGCCCCCUUCUAUUGAAUCGAGCCUCGUCGGACAUCUCUGGCGACCGCGACAUAGCUGAAGAAGACGCCCUUCUCACUGGUCGCCCAACUCAGCGCACCGCCUCUGGGCCGCGAUCAUGGAAGUUCUGGCGCGAAGUCGGGCUCUUCGUCUGGGCCGUGAUAGCCACGACGCUUGUCAUCUUCCUCGCAGUCUUGUACCAGUCGUCUCAAGAUGCGAAGCACCACAGGCCGCACCCAACCGGGAAGAGGAACUUGAUAUUCAUGGUCUCUGACGGCAUGGGUCCAACGAGUCUCAGCCUGACGAGGAGUUUCAUGCAGUUCCAGAACGGCGCGCCCUUUGGCGAACAGUUGGUUAUCGACCAGCACCUCAUCGGACAAUCGCGGACGCGCUCUUCCUCAUCCCUCAUCACCGACUCGGCAGCUGGCGCAACGGCCUUCUCCUGCGCGAAGAAGAGCUACAACGGCGCCAUCUCCGUCACACCCGAUCAUGAGCCCUGUGGCACGGUGCUCGAAGCGGCCAAGAAGGCGGGCUACCUGACGGGCUUGGUUGUUACGACACGCAUCACGGACGCUACUCCAGCAUGCUUUGCAGCGCAUGUCAAUAUGCGCCAGGAAGAAGAUCGCAUUGCGGAGCAGAUGGUGGGUGAUUUUCCGCUGGGAAGGGUGGUGGAUUUGAUGUUGGGUGGCGGACGGUGCCAUUUCCUUCCCAACUCGACCGUCGAGUCGUCGUGUCGAGCGGAUGGUAGGGAUAUCGUUGAGCUAGCGAAGAAGAAUGGAUUCAACUACAUUGAUGAUCGCGCGGGCUUUGAUAAACUGAAAGGCGGUGCUGGAGUUGAACUUCCUCUGCUGGGUCUAUUCGCCGACACGGACAUUCCGUAUGAGAUCGACCGCCGCAAUGAGAACGACGUCUAUCCCAGUCUCCACGAGAUGGCUGAGACUGCUAUGAAGGCCCUCAGCGAGGCGACGAGGGACAGCGACAAGGGCUUCUUUCUCAUGAUUGAGGGUUCCCGUAUCGACCAUGCAGGCCACCACAACGAUCCCGCUGCUCAAGUGCACGAAGUCCUUGCUUAUGACAAGACAUUUACCAGUGUACUCAACUUUUUAAAAAACGACAAGACGGAAGCGGUCAUGGUAUCUACAUCUGACCACGAGACCGGUGGUCUUGCUACUGCUCGUCAACUUCACACCACGUACCCCGAAUACGCAUGGUACCCCUCUCCCCUCGCAAACGCCACCCACUCCGCCGAACAUCUCGCUCUCCAGUACGCGAAAUAUCUCAUCUCCUCGCCUUCGGACGAACAGAAGGCCAAUUUCAUCCGCGACUCCAUCAGGGACGGCUUUGGCAUCUACGACUACACCGAUGCCGAAGUCAAGAACCUUGUCGACGAGCCGCUGACAGCAUUAUACCAAUACGCUGACAUGAUCUCGCGGAGGAGUCAAACAGGCUGGAGCACCCACGGUCACAGUGCAGCAGACGUCAACAUCUACUCCUCCGACCCUAAAGCGGCAACGGCACUCGUAGGCAACCACGAGAACACUGAAGUCGGCGACUUUCUACGCGAGUACCUGGGCGUCGACGUCGAUGCCGUGACCGAGGAACUGCGGCAAAAGGGCGCGGGACUCACCGUCUCGGACGUCAAUGGCACGCAGGUGAGCUGGAUGGGCAAUAUUCCCGUAGAAGGGCAGCGCCUAGAUGGGCAGAAUCAUGUCGCGAGCUACGGCGGCGACUUUAAGAAGAGACAUUUACAGCAUGGAAGCGCAUGUGACUGUGGGAACUGA